AUGGCAGAAAUCACCGCAAAGCGAAGAAAGCUAAGCGUGGGCGAUGGAGCUCAACAACCUGCCAGAAAUGGAGCCAAAUGGACGCAAAGUCGGUCGCGAUCGCAUGCUCCAACCGCUGAGCUUGCCGUUGCUAGUGGAGUGUUCAAGUCCAAUGCCUUUAAGUUGCAGGUGGAUGAAUUGCUCUCUCAACUUCGGCCGGAUCAUGACAAGCUGCUUGCCCGAGUCGAAAAACCACUGCGGACAUUGAAGAGCAUCAUCGAAAAAAUACCAAAUAUCCCUCCCAAAACCGUGUCGGAGGCGGAGAAGAGUCUGCGCAAACGAUCAGGCGUUUCUGUUCCGUUUCCAGAGCCCCGUCCUGCGAAGGAUACGAAGUAUACCCUGGAAUAUGCCGCACCCGUGAAUAUCAACGUCGUGGGGAGCUUCGCGGUCAAGACGGAAAUAAAAUCAAAGCUCACAACAAUCGACCUGGCUAUCACUAUCCCGGGUUCGUUGUUCCAAAAAAAGGAUUACCUCAAUUAUCGAUAUUUCCACAAGCGUGCCUAUUACAUAGCCUGCAUUGCGGCAGGCAUUAAAGAUACCGUGGAGCCGGGCUUUAAGAUAAGUUGGAGUUACCAAGGAGGGGAUACACUGCGUCCUGUGAUUCUGCUGGAGCCCACAGAAGGCGCCGACGAAUCCUUCAUACGCUCCAAAUCCCGCAUCCGCAUCCUCACAGCCAUCGAUGAAGAUGUUUUUCCAACUUCCGUCACCUUUCCCACCGCAACAAACAUCCGAAAAAACAAUGCGGAUCACGAUCAGCAACAUGAUUCUACUCAGCCAAGGGACCAUAUCGCAACGCCCAUUUACAACAGUGCUAUCCGAUCGGAGGCAUCUGUUUCGGCGUUCUUGAAGCUUCAAUAUGCUGCCAGUGUCAAAUGCACGGCCUAUCGAGAUGCAUGUAUCCUCGGCCGGAUUUGGCUUCAGCAGAGAGGUUUUGGGGCCUCUUUUGCACAAGGCGGCUUUGGCCACUGUGAGUGGGCUACUCUCGUAGCCCUACUCCUCGAAGCGGGGGGACCUAAUGGGAAACCGCUUCUCUCCCCGAGCUACAGCAGCUACCAAAUCUUCAAAGCUACAAUUCAGUUCCUUUGUGGCAGAAAUCUUAUCCAACCAUUCGUACUGUAUGCAGAUGGGAUCUCGAAGCUCCCACCAUCUGACGUGCCUAUUUUCUUUGAUGGAAAACGAGGAAUGAACAUCCUCUAUAAAAUGUCCCCCUGGUCAUAUUCUCUGCUACGCCACGAGGCUCUUACUACCUUGAAAAUGUUAAACGACCCGCUUCGAGACAACUUCAACGGAGUUUUCAUUUUCAAGGUUGAUGAUCCCCUUUGCAGAUUUGACCACCUUAUCUCAAUAUCUCCGCAAAUCGCUCUUUCGUCAACUCUUCAUAUCAGGAAAUACCAAUCGUCUGUCUAUGAAGUCCUUUUUAAGGCUCUGGGUGAUAGAGCUAAGCUCAUCAAUCUUUCCGUUCCAGAUACCACCGACUGGCCUGUUGGAUCGGGUGCAACCCCUUUCACAAAGGGAAAUGGACCGUCAAUCACCCUCGGUUUAUUACUCGAUGCUGAGCACUCUAACCGGAUUGUUGACCACGGUCCUUCAGCCGAGGAUAAAGAAGCUUCCGCUACUUUCCAAAAAUUCUGGGGCGAUAAAUCCGAGCUUAGGCGUUUUAAAGAUGGAAGUAUCGUGGAAAGUUUAGUAUGGUCCGAUCGCCAGUCAGACCCACCAAUUGUCCAGCAAAUUGUGGCCCAUAUCUUGAAGCUGCAUCUUGGCCUUGAUGGAAACCGCAUCACAUUUGCUAACUACGACCUUGGCGACGAAUACUUCAACGGUGCCAGCGCAUUGAACCCUACUUCUUCCUUUCAGCCGUAUAUGGAUGCAUUCAGCUCUCUUGAAAAACUACUCCAAGGCAUCGAUGGGCUUCCGCUCACAUUACACCAACUCUCCCCAGCUAGCCCUCUCUUAAGGUACACAUCAACUCAAAUCUCAAACAGCGGGCUAGUGCAAAACAGUCCUGCCGAUGUUCUUCUCCAGUUUGAAGGCUCGACACGAUGGCCAGACGACUUGACGGCCAUCCAAAUGACAAAACUGGCAUUUUUACUCAAGAUAGCCGAACUUCUACAAGACUCGGGAGAAGUAGCAUCCUGUCAAGUAGGUUUAGAGAAUGAAAACAGCAGAUUACUUAACACCUCCUUCCUCGACAUCGUCCUCCCAAACUCCAUCACAUUCCGCCUUCGCAUCUACCACGACAGGGAACAGACUCUGUUGGAGCAACAACUGAAAAAGAAAGAUCUGGCAGCACGACAAAAGGAAGAAUUAGCCUUUGCUCUCGCCACACACAAGCGCGCUUUCAUUCAGGCUCCCCGACACACACAAGCAAUCCGAAUCCUCUCCACCCGGUUUCCCUUGCUCUCCCCAACCAUCCGCCUCGUGAAAAAAUGGGCAAAUUCCCACCUCCUAACCCCUCAUCUCCGAGAGGAACUUCUUGAAUUAAUUGUUUGCCGGGUCUUCGUCCAUCCAUUCCCCUGGGAUGCCCCUUCUAGCAUCGUCACCGGUUUUCUUAGGACUCUUCAUUUCCUCUCCCGCUGGGACUGGCAACUGGAGCCGUUAAUUGUCGAUCUAAACCAAGAACUGACAUUGCAGCAAUUGUCCGAGGUCCAAACGCGCUUCGAUGCCUGGCGAAACAUCGAUCCGAUGAUGAACACCGUCACCCUCUUCGCCGCGUCAAACCUUGACCGGGAUGGCGUCACUUGGACCCAGUUCUCGAAACCGCCACGAGUCGUCGCAGCGAGACUAUCUGCCUUAUCCAAAUCGGCCAUGAAGCUCGCGGCGGAGAAGAAGCUAGAUUUGCAUGCUCCAGAACUUUUCAUAUCGCCCUUUACGGAUUAUGAUUUUGUGCUUUGGUUGAAUUCAAAAUAUGCUGCUGGUAGCCGGAAGAAGAGGGAGGACCGAGCUGUGUUUAAGAAUCUUCAAGGACUAUGCCAGGGGGUUCUAGAUGGUGAUAUGACGGGUUUUAAACCCGCUGCUGCGUUUGCGGACGAGUUGACACGUUUGUAUGGACAUGCUAUUGUAUUUUUUCAUGGGGAUUAUGGGGAAGCUGGUGGUGGUGUUAUCGCUGGUGUUUGGAAUCAGCAGACGACGAAACCACGGACGUGGGGGUUGAAGAUUGGCUAUUCAACUAUUCCGUCGAUUGUUGAAGGCGAAGAGGAAAAUCAGACGGAGCUUGCGCCUAAUAAGACGGCGAUUUUGAAUGAGAUUGCCACCAUAGGUGGUGAGCUUGUCGAGAAGAUUCAGGUUAACCGGUAA
Molecule: messenger RNA, 3333 nt
Organism: Histoplasma capsulatum G186AR
Lineage: Eukaryota; Fungi; Ascomycota; Eurotiomycetes; Onygenales; Ajellomycetaceae
Product: pre-rRNA processing protein Utp22
Exons: 1
Coding region: 1-3333 (1110 amino acids)
Biological process (GO): tRNA export from nucleus; rRNA processing
Cellular component (GO): CURI complex; small-subunit processome; UTP-C complex
Source: RefSeq, a predicted model, not a curated record